CAGCGCAGUUCUUGUGUUCUUCGCUUCUCGUUCAGCUUACUCAGCUCGAUCGAUCGAUCUCACCGUGCGUUUCGCGCAUCUCCGUGUCGUGGUUGGUUAGUGUGUUUGAGAUUAAGUUAGCAAUGGCGGCCGCUACCAUGGCGCUGAGCAGCUGCUUCGCCGUCGCCGCCGGGGCGCCGUCGCAUGUCGUCGUCGGUGCCGGCCGUGCUGCGGUGUGCUUCCCUCGCCGACGUGCCGUGGCCGUCGUCGUCAGGGCCCAGUCCGAGCCGGAUGUGGAGCCGACGGAGCAGCAGCAGGAGGCGGCCGCGUCGUCUCCGGCGACCCCGAGCCCGGCGGCCAAGCUGCCCAAGGCGGCGAAGAAGCCGAGCACGAAGCUGUCGGACGUGCUGGCGUUCAGCGGGCCGGCGCCGGAGCGGAUCAAUGGCCGCCUCGCGAUGGUGGGCUUCGUGUCGGCGCUGGCCGUGGAGGCGUCCCGCGGCGGCGGCCUCCUCGACCAGGCCGGCAGCGGCAGCGGGCUGGCGUGGUUCGCCGCCACCGCCGCCGUGCUCUCCGCGGCGUCGCUGGUGCCCCUGCUCCGCGGCGAGAGCGCCGAGGGCAGGAGCGGCGCCGUGAUGAGCGCGGACGCCGAGCUCUGGAACGGGCGGUUCGCCAUGCUCGGCCUCGUCGCGCUCGCCUUCACCGAGUUCCUCACCGGCUCGCCGUUCGUCAACGUAUAAACUAAUUAAUUAAUUAAUCAAAUUAAGCUGUGUAUACGUACGUCUACGUACAAAUACAUGCAUGUACGUACGUAUGGAUGCAUUUGGUCCAUGUGUGCGUUGUACACUGUAGCAAGUAGUGUACCCUUGAUAGUGCUUGGUGUACUACCUCGAAAUUUUUAAAAGGAUUUCAAAUUUUAAAUUCUUGAGAAAUUUUGCGCUA
Messenger RNA from Oryza brachyantha (malo sina), 918 nucleotides. RefSeq names its product low molecular mass early light-inducible protein HV60, chloroplastic. NCBI's taxonomy places the organism in Eukaryota, Viridiplantae, Streptophyta, Magnoliopsida, Poales, Poaceae. The transcript has 2 exons. The record is from RefSeq and is a predicted model, not a curated record. The coding region runs from base 123 to 716 and encodes 197 amino acids.